AUGGGUGUCAAUUUAAACGUGGAUUGUUACGUGGAUACUGCUAUUAUUGUAGUUUCAGGUACGUGGAGGAUUCGUUGCGUUAUGGGUAGCCGUUCUUGUGAUUGUCUUAUUGCUGUCCCUAUGGGUAACCAGGGUUCAAUUCUAGGUGUUGAAGUUGAUCUUCCUACAAAAUCUUAUGUUACUGAACUGAUUGGAGAACAACAAAGUAGGGGCAUUGGAAAGAUAGCAAGACCAGAAGAUGGAGGAUUUUUGAAGCCUCAUAUAUUUACUUUAACGAUACCGCAGAUCGAUGGUGGUACUAAUAUUUCGAUUAAGAUUCGUUGGUCUCAGAUGUUGUCGUAUAAGGCGGGCCGGUUUUCGUUGACUGUACCGUUUUGUUUUCCGGAGUAUGUUACCCCUGCUAUAAAGAAAAUUUCGAAGAAGGAAAAGAUAGAAUUGAAUGUGAACUCUAGUGUAGCAAAUGGAAUCUUGUGCAAGGCAACUAGUCAUCCUUUGAAGGAAAUAAGACGGCAUGAAGGGAAGUUCAGUUUCUUAUAUGAAGCUGAAAUUUUCAAAUGGUCGAAUACUGACUUCCGCUUCUCAUAUAGUGUUUCUUCCGGUAACAUAUUUGGAGGCAUACUUUUGCAGUCUCUAUAUGAUUACGACCAAAGGGAUAUGUUCUGUAUUUAUCUUUUCCCUGGAAGUGAGCAGAAUAGGAAGGUGUUCAAAAAGGAAGUCGUAUUUGUUGUUGAUAUAAGUGAAAGCAUGCAAGGGAGACCACUCGAGAGUACCAAGAGUGCAAUAUCUGCAGCCCUUUCUAAGCUCAGUCCAGAAGAUUCGUUUAACAUUAUAGCUUUUAGUAAUGAGGCUUUUCAAUUUUCAGCAUCCAUGGAGUUGGCUUCGAAGGACGCGAUUGAAAGGGCCACUGUUUGGAUUAGUAUGAAAUAUACCGUGGGGGGCAGUACAAAUUUGUUUAUUCCACUGGAAAAGGCGGCUGACAUGCUAUCAAACACUCGAGGUUCAAUUCCUAUGAUUUUUCUUGUUACUGAUGGGUCUGUCGAAGAUGAGAGAAACAUUUGUCACUGGAUGCAAAAGCGUUUAACAAAUCAAGGAGUGUUAUGUCCAUCCAUCCAUACUUUCGGCAUAGAUUCAUUCUGUAAUCAUUAUUUCCUGCGCAUGCUUGCCAUGAUUGGCCAGGGGGAAUAUGGUGCUGCUUUCGAUUUAGAUUCUGUUAAGGUUCAGAUGAAUAAAUUAUUUAGCAAAGGUUUAUCUACUGUUCUCGCAAACAUCACCAUUGAUGCAUUUGAUGAUUGUGAAGAAAUAGAGGUGUACUCUUCACGGAUUCCUGACCUUUCACUUGAAAGUCCAUUGACCAUAUACGGGAGGUACGAGGGCAGUUUUCCCGACAACCUUAAAGUUAAAGGUAUAUUAGGUGAUUUGAGUAGCUUUACAAUGGACUUGAAGAUACGGAGGGCUAAGGAUAUACCUCUUGACAGCGUGUUAGCAAGACGGCAGAUUGAUCUGCUAACAACUCAGGCUUGGUUUUCAGAAAAUAAACGGCUCGAGGAGAAGGUUGCAAAGUUGAGCAUACAGACUUGCAACAUCUCCGAGUAUACCCGAAUGACCCUUCUCGAGAAAAAUAAAAUGCUCAAAGCCCUGAAACAUUUUGGAGCUUGGAAGAAGAAAGGUGAUCCACAGAAAAUCGUGGAAUCCGAACCGCCCGAAAUGAUACUGCUUCAAAGACUUUCAGUUGGCUUCGGUGACCUGAUUGCAACUGCCGAAAACAUUCGUCCUGGAUCUCAAGAACCAGAAUUGCCCGAAGUUGCCAAGAUAUUUAUUAAGACAACCUCGAAUUACUUCGGUGGGAUACGUAAUCGAUGGUGUUGCAUGGGCUGCAUCCGGUGUUGUUCGAAGAUGAAUAAUCAAUGUGCCACCACGCUAACACAGCUAUGA
Gossypium raimondii (Peruvian cotton) is the source of this 1932-nucleotide messenger RNA. RefSeq lists its product as uncharacterized. Lineage: Eukaryota; Viridiplantae; Streptophyta; Magnoliopsida; Malvales; Malvaceae. The record is from RefSeq and is a predicted model, not a curated record.